Pseudomyrmex gracilis is the source of this 1784-nucleotide messenger RNA. Its product is annotated as ankyrin-1-like. The transcript is spliced from 7 exons. The record is from RefSeq and is a predicted model, not a curated record. Lineage: Eukaryota; Metazoa; Arthropoda; Insecta; Hymenoptera; Formicidae. Gene Ontology annotation, molecular function: protein binding. The coding region runs from base 96 to 1784 and encodes 562 amino acids.
AUUAUAGGAAAACCAAAACUAAAACUUAAGUAGAGAAACAACAUUAAAGAGAGAUUUUAGAGAAAAACAGAUGCAACCUGAGCACUAUUUUAACCAUGGACUAUAAUAAUACAAGCUACAGAUUAAUAUGUGCAGUUCGUGAAGGAAACCUAGAAGAAGCAAGGGAGCUAAUUACUUAUUUUGGACUAUCUUAUUCACAAGCAUGGUCAGGAGGAUAUGUUUUACUUUGUGAUGCUAUUAGGAAUAAGCAUACACAAAUUAUUAAACUACUUUUAACAAACGGUUCUAAAGUUAACAGCAAUACUGGAAAAUUUAAUCAUACACCACUUCAUUUUGCUGUUAUAAAUGGUGACAUAGAAAUUGUUAAGAUGCUUCUAGACAGACGUGCUGACGUUAAUGCUACAACUUGGUAUGGCACAACUCCCCUUCACUAUGCAAUUCAAUAUGACAAAAUGGAAAUUGCUGAAUUACUUUUCAAUCAUGGAGCUAACGUUAACGCCAGUAAUGAUGACGAUGUUACACCACUAUGUCUUGCUGUUCAAAGAAGACAUGUAGAUAAUGUUAAGAUGCUUAUAGACAGAGGUGCUAACGUUAAUGCUGAAACUCGGGAAGGCACAACUCCGCUUCACUAUGCGAUUGAAGAUGAAGAAAUGGAAAUUGCUGAAUUACUUUUAAAUCAUGGAGCUAACGUUGAUGCCAGUGACAUUUCAGGUUUUAUACCACUGUGGUUUGCUGUUCAAAAAGGACAUGUAGAUAAUAUUAAAAUGCUUCUUCACAGCGGUGUCUAUGUUAAUGUUCAAAGUCCGAAUGGCAAAACUCCGCUUCACUAUGCGAUUGAAAAUAAUAAAAUAGAAAUUGCUGAAUUACUUUUAAAUCAUGGAGCUAACGUUAACGCCAGUACCAUUAACGGUGAUACACCACUGCAUCUUGUUCUUCAAAGAUUACAUGUAGAUACUGUUAAGAUGCUUAUAGACUGUGGUGUCAAUGUUAAUACUCCGAGUCACUAUGCGAUUGAAGAUGGAGUAAUGGAAAUUGCUGAAUUACUUUUAAAUCAUGGAGCUAACGUUAAUGCCAGUAACGAUGACGGUUUUACUCCACUGCGUUUUGCUGUUAUAAGAAGACAUGUAGAUGAUGUUAAGAUGCUUAUAGACAGAGGUGCCAACGUUAAUGAAACUCGGAAAGGCACAAUCAAAAAUCUGCUUCACUGUGCGAUUAAAAAUAAUAAAAUAGAAAUUGCUGAAUUACUUUUAAAUCAUGGAGCUAACGUUAACGCCAGGGACGAUUACGGUGAUACCCCACUGUGUCUUGCUGUAAAAAACAGACAUUUAAAAGUUGUUAUGAUGCUGUUAGACAGAGGUGCUAACAUUAAUUCUAUAUCAUGUAAGGUUGAUUAUUGUUGUUAUCGUGGUUAUGAUCCAGUUGCUGAUUUUCUUAUACAGCAUAUAGUUAAGAUGAAAAUUGCAAACUUAUACGUAAGUGAACAAUUAGUAACGAUUUCAAUGAGUAACGAUUAUGAAAUGAGAUUAUUACGGGAUUCGUAUGAAGUAGAAGUAUUAUUCAUGAAGUAUAAGAAAAUUAGUAAUUCUAACAUUUCAUUUUAUGAUAUCUUGAUAAAAGAUACAAAUCUAUUAGCAAUAUAUAUGAGAAAUGAAAAUGUAGUGCAGGUUCUAAGAUCAGAAGAUUAUAAAACAAAAUUUCCACUAUACGCUAGCAUGAUAAAAAUUGGUUUUUACGUUUAUAUUCUCUUGGAUAUGUUUGCUUAUGAUGAAUCCAAGGAAAACUAG